This is a messenger RNA of Didymodactylos carnosus, 729 nucleotides long. The record is from the annotation of a GenBank genome assembly. Lineage: Eukaryota; Metazoa; Rotifera; Eurotatoria; Philodinida; Philodinidae.
AUGUCCAUUGUUACGCGUUACGUCCACAUCGAAAAAGCAGCUGAAGGUCACAAUGCUAGUGUGGAAAUUAAAGAAAGUUUUUUGGAAUUUAUUAACAUUGUAGACACAACUGGAGCAAAGAUGACCGAAGAAAUUUUAAAUUCUUUGAAACAAAAUGACUUAUCUAUUAUGAAUCUUCGUGGUCAAGGCCAUGACAAUGGAGCCAAUAUGCGACAUAAAAGAAACGGUGUGCAGUCUCACAUUGCAAAUAUCAAUUCAAGAGCCUAUUUCGUUCCAUGUGUCUGCCAUUCCUUAGGUUUAGUCGUUGUUGAUGCAGUAAAAGGAGCUAUUGAAAUUGUUAAAUUUUUUUCGACCAUCCAAACAAUUUACAAUUUUUUCUCGGGAUUGACAAAGCGUUGGCACAUUUUCCAGUCCAUGUGUUGUGAAUUGACGAUGAAAUUGUUAAGCGAUACUAGAUGGGAAAGCCAUGUUAAUGCCGUUAGAGCUUUGAAGACCAGAUUGAAAGGCAUUUAUUCUGCGUUAAAAGAAGUCGUUCAAUUGCAAAAAGAUUCACUUACACGUAUAACAGUGGAAUCAAUCGCAUCAAAAUUAGACAAUUUUGAAUUCAUUUGUGGACUAAUUAUCUGGCACGAGGUAUUAACAGAAAUCAAUUGUACGAGAAAAUUGUUACAACUGUCAUAUUUAUCAUCGUACGCAACAGAUGCGGACAAUUAUAUUAAAGCUAAUUAA